AUGUCUAACAGUACCGACACUUCAAGCAACCCUGAUUACGAAGGCGAAACCCCUGUCGCUCCAUUCGAAAUCGACGCCAAUGCCGUCACUACAAGCUCUCUCACAGCGCUUCAGUCUGCGGACCAGCGCAAGGUGAUGGACAUUGUAGACAAGCUACGGCGUACCGGUCUCAGUGGAAUUGUCGAGCUACCGCAGCUCAUUGUUUGCGGUGAUCAGUCCUCAGGCAAGAGCUCUGUACUUGAAGCCAUCACCGAAAUUCCCUUCCCUCGUAAGGAGAAUCUCUGCACACGUUUCGCCACAGAAAUUAUUUUGCGCCGCACACCUGCAUCUACUAUCGCGAUCACGAUAACACCUGACAAGCUCCGCCCUAAGCAAGAGCAAGUUACGCUCAAGGCUUUCAACAAGUCGAUUGAUGACUUCGACCAACUUCCAGACAUCAUCGACGAAGCUACACUAGCCAUGGGGCUUGGUCCCGCCGGCGGACCCAUUUCAAGAGCUUUUUCUCGUGACGUGCUCUCUGUAGAAAUUUCCGGUCCAGAUCGCCCUCAGCUUACCCUUGUCGAUCUCCCUGGUCUUAUUCAUGCCACCAACAAAGCUCAAACCGAAGCCGACAAAGAGCUUAUCCUCGACCUCGUCAAGGAGUACAUGUCCAACCCUCGUACUAUCAUUCUCGCGGUUAUUAGUGCAAAGAAUGACUUUGCCAACCAGGUCAUUCUUGACCAUUGUCGUAGGAUCGACGAAAACGGUCGCCGCACUCUAGGCAUCAUCACCAAGCCCGACUACCUCCGCAGAGGUUCAGAGAACGAGCAGUCCUGGAUCGAUCUUGCCCAAAAUAAGGACAUCUUCCUUGAGCGGGGUUGGCACAUGCUGAGGAACCGUGACGAAACUCAAAUGAGCUUCUCCUUCGAGCAGCGAAACGAGGCUGAGAAGUCGUUCUUCUGCAAAGGCCGUUACAUCGACCUGCCAGACGAAAAUGUCGGUAUCGAUUCGCUGCGCAAGCGUCUGAGCAAACUUUUGUACGACCAUCUGCUCAAGGAGCUACCAACACUCAAGGAUGAGAUGUUUGAGAAGCUUCAAGCCACAGUCAACGACAUCGAGAAGCUCGGUGAGAAGCGCAACACAAUCAAGGAGCAGCAAAUGGCUCUUACAAAGAUCAGCAUGCGGGUCAAUCACAUCAUCAAGUCUGCUACAAGAGGCUACUACGAAGAUCCAUUCUUUGGCUCGAUCAACAAAGAAGCUGCAGUAGAUGCUUCUGAGAACAUUCAUCGUCUUCGUGCCGUCAUUCAACAUCUCAACACCAUUUUCGCGACUGACAUGCGCCUGAGGGGUCACAAGUACGCCUUUGGUGCUGGACCAGGUGAUUCUGAACAAGAUGUAGAUGACGAAACAAAGGCUAUGAAUGAGCUCAAGAAACUUGAGCUUAACGAAGCCGUAUCCUUUCUCCCGAAACCCAAGAAGCUCACUCGUGACGCAGCUGUCGAUUGGGUCAAGAAAACCUUGGAGCGCACUCGAGGCUACGAGCUGCCCGGCACCUUCCAGCCCAUGCUGAUCUCAGGACUCUUUUGGGAGCAGUCCUCUCCGUGGGAAGAGAUCGCUUUGGAUCACAUCAACAAGGUCGCAAAUACGUGUAAGGAGUUCGUCAGCCUUGUCCUUCAACACACUGCUCCCCCAGAUUUUCAACCUAAGAUUGCCGCUGUGAACGUUGACUCCGCUCUUGCGAAGUGCUUGAAGGAUGCGAAAGAGGAGUUAGUCAAGGUCCUAAAAGACAAAGCGCGUCAUCCUAGCACAUACAACCACUACUUCACGACCACACUUCAGAAGAUGCGCCAACGCAAGUACCAGGAGCUCGUUGAAAAGGCAGCUGAGAACUCAGAAGUCUAUGACAACCGCCAUUGUAAGACUUACAACGACCCAACGAAGUUCCAGGAGGCUAUCAACAAGGCUAUAGAGCAGAACAUGGAUACGUUCUCCAGCCAGGAAGCCCUGGACACCCAGCGUGCAUACUACAAGGACGAGAUCAAAUACUUCAUCAACACCGUUGCUAAAGCCGUCAUCGAGCGUCACUUGGUCGAGCCGCUUCCGGACAUCAUCCUCUCACCUGUGCAUGUCACCGACAUGAGCGAUGAAGAGAUCCGGUACAUCGCUGCCGAGCCGAUCGAAAUUACGCAGCAGCGCGAGUACCUUGAGAACAGGAAGGCGAUGCUGGAGAAAGGUCUUGAUACUUUCCGUGAGGCUAUGGGUGGGCUCAAGCGAUAG
Messenger RNA from Macroventuria anomochaeta, 2256 nucleotides. RefSeq lists its product as uncharacterized. NCBI's taxonomy places the organism in Eukaryota, Fungi, Ascomycota, Dothideomycetes, Pleosporales, Didymellaceae. The record is from RefSeq and is a predicted model, not a curated record. Gene Ontology annotation, molecular function: GTPase activity; GTP binding; microtubule binding. Bases 1 to 2256 code for a protein of 751 amino acids. Gene Ontology annotation, cellular component: membrane; microtubule; cytoplasm. The transcript has 3 exons.